Messenger RNA from Penicillium hordei, 1875 nucleotides. RefSeq names its product DNA helicase ZGRF1-like domain-containing protein. Gene Ontology annotation, biological process: double-strand break repair. The transcript is spliced from 2 exons. Lineage: Eukaryota; Fungi; Ascomycota; Eurotiomycetes; Eurotiales; Aspergillaceae. Gene Ontology annotation, cellular component: site of double-strand break; nucleus. Bases 1 to 1875 code for a protein of 624 amino acids. The record is from RefSeq and is a predicted model, not a curated record.
AUGAUGUCCACACCGUCAUCUUCCACCCGUCUUCCCCCGACCUCCCCGCAGGUCACUGCCUCAGUGGUGAAGUUUCGCUGCCUGUACACUCACGACCUACGCCGCAAAUCCAAACGAUGGCACGAUGGCUACCUACGAUAUCAUAAAUUCAACAAACGUGUUAUGGUAUACGAUGACCAGGGAAAUUUUAUAGGUGAUCACCACUGGCGAUCCUCCGAUGAAGUCCAAGAUGGCGAUGAAAUGGAGCUGGAUAAAGGAGUACUGAUUGAGGUAACCGAGAACAUGGGCACAUCUGAGACGGACAUCACAACCCUGUAUGAAAAGAAGAAAUCUAGCCAGGGUUCGCCGCAGACUAAAGACCCGGUGUCCCAAGUCCCCCGCGCUUCUACCUAUACCUCCACCGCCGCGCCUCUUCGUUCCUCCGCUUCGUCCCAGUCAUUUCGCUCUCUUAACGAUUUACUGGGCAUUAAAAGAACUCCAAUUGGGCAUUUAGUGUCUCCCUACGAGCAAGGGAAUCCUCCACGAUCAGCAGCUUCUAGCAUUCAAGAACCUGAACGCGCACCCAAGCGACAGAAGACGUCCUUGAUAGUGAACCAAAGCGCAGACAAUGGCUCGCGGGCUCAGGGUGAAGUCAUUGAUUUGACGGAUUCAGCCGAUCCAACCGAUUCAAAUCAGGGACUCCCCGCGAAGCCAAGGUCAAAUCAAAUGGUAAAAGAACUACCCAGAGCCGGGGGUGAUUCUACGGCCAAUGUACUCUCGACAGAUUGUGAGCAGAGGUCGACAGUUCAGUCAAAGCAACCUCGGCCACAAAGACUUAACCCUCCUUCAUUCUCAAGGGUCUCAGUUUCAACUGGAUCUGAAUCGGCCUCCGGUCUACUGCCACCAGAUGAGGUGGUUCGUACAACCACUAAGUGUGUCCAACCACCAAGACCCCUCGAUCCCUCAUCGAAAGGUUCUCUGCCCAAUAUACCUGCAGAAGCAGAGAUAUCCGAGCCUCAAGGAAACCUGCGCGUGAGGCAAACGCCAAUCAACCGCGAAAAUCAGUCGAGACCUCUUUCACGUCCUAUCCCACCACAGAGGUCUGACCCGCCGACGGUUUCAAGAGGCUCUCUCCCAAUUGCACCCAAACAGUCGCCUGCUGUUCUAUCUACGCGACAGCCACCAGUACGUGUAGUGAGAAAUUAUGAGAAACAUAUUGAAGCUACGAACGACCAAACUUCCAUCAACGUUCCACCUCCAGCCGACGGUUCAUCUCCGGCCCAUGUCCCACCCCCACUCAAUGUCUUACCCACAGUCAAUGCUCCACCCCCAGUCAAUAUCUCAUCUUCGACGAAGAUGCCACCUCCAUCACGCCCAUCCUCAGCACCACAAUCUGGGGCACCUACGACAGCUCUACGCAUGGGAACCGGAAAGCCACGCAAGAAACUACUGUAUAGUGCUCUAUUACCCAGCGCUUCACGAACUCCAUCGCCCGCGACCUCAGUUACACCAACUCUACCUGGUAGUGUAGCCCGUGAACCCACCACAAAUACCCCGGAGCAACAACUGGCCGCCGGUCCAAGUGAUUCCUCAAACUCGAAUGAAGAGUUUAUGCCCUCAAUUUCUACACAAUUUAUCUUCGACGAGAUGAUAGAUGGAUCAGGAUUCAAAUCGUCCUCCGCGAUCAAAAGGCUGACCGGGAAAAGAUCUCUUGAUUCACCCUUGCGCAAAUCGAUAUCAGACCCAACCGCAUUGACUGGCCGCCAGGCCCGGGUAGGAGGAUCAUUCCAUGCAGCCAACAAGGAAAAUGAGCCCAAGGAGCAAGGCCCCUGGACAUCUGAGGCAUUAGAUUUGUUUGACUUCUGGCCUGCUGGACGAGCAAAACCAAAUGAUUGA